Tetrahymena thermophila SB210 is the source of this 1374-nucleotide messenger RNA. RefSeq names its product LBP/BPI/CETP family, carboxy-terminal domain protein. Gene Ontology annotation, molecular function: lipid binding. The transcript has a single exon. NCBI's taxonomy places the organism in Eukaryota, Ciliophora, Oligohymenophorea, Hymenostomatida, Tetrahymenidae. The record is from RefSeq and is a predicted model, not a curated record.
AUGAAUAAACAAAUCAUUGCUCUCUUUAUGAUUGCUACUUUUGCAAUCGCUUAAACUCCUGGUGCUAGAAUCCACUUAACUGCUGGUUUCAUGAACAAGGCUAAGGACUGGGCUUUACCCACUCUCAUCCCCGGUGGUAAGUUAGACCUUAACGCUCCUGACACUGAUGCUUCUGGUUUCCACUUAUCAAAUAUGCACGGUGAAUUAGAAAUCCCUCCUGAGACUAUCUCUUUCUCUAUCACUGAAAAUAACUUCGAACUCUCCAUUAAUGACAUGCACGUUUCUUUCCAUUUCGAAGCUAAGUUAAACAAGUUCAUUAAGGGUUCUGCUUCCCCCUCUGGUACCUUCUCCACUGAUGUUACUGUUAGUUUCGGUAUCAACGGUGCCGGUCAAUUAUAAGUUGCCUCUUUCGGUAUCCACAACUUCAGAAUCGGUCACACCACCGUCGAUUUACCCGGAUUCGUUAAGGCCAUCCUCAACUUCUUCAUUGAUCUCCUCUCUAGAAUCGUUCAAGGCAAACUUAACGAUAUGGCCCCUGGUAUCUAAAACUAAAUUAACGCUAUGUUGACUAAGUCUCCCACUGAAACUGGUUUCGGUAACUUACCCAUCGGUUUGGACCUCACCUUCAGCAAUGCCAUCCAACUUACUUCUGGACAAAUGAUUGUUGCUUUGAAUCUCUUUGCUUACAACAACCAAAAGCCCAAGGUUAGACCCCCCUUCGAAAACCCCACCCCCUUCCCUGCUGGUCCCGCUGCUCAAGACUUCACUUUCUUCUUAAGUGAAUACACCCUUAACUCCAUGUCUUUCGCUGCUUUCGACACUGGUAUGAUGGCCAAGGACUUCGGUAUCGAUAUCCUCUAAAAGCUCUCCUCUGUUGAAUAACUUAAUGGUAUGCUCGGUGGUAUUGAAGAUGUCCUCAAGAGUGCUACCGUUACCGUUAAGGUUCAUGCUGGUAACUACCCCUAAUUCAACAUUGCUGGUGGUGUCUUCUCCCUCGCUACUGACUUAGUUGCUGAAUUGGUUGCUACCUAUGCUGACAAGACUAUCCCCAUCCUUGGAUUAAACAUUGCUACCAACUUUGGUGUCUCUGCUUCCGUUGUCAACAACUCCUUCCUCGGUUUCCACAUUGACCACGCUCAAUUGACCAAGUUCGACGUUACCCUCUCUACCUUCAAGACCAUUAACUUAGAAUAAGUCACCACUUUAAUCAACAACGUUUUGGCUUUCUUCUUACCUGAAAUUAACGAAAAGUUCUGCAACGGUCAAAUCCCCAUGAACGGUGCUAACUUCGUCCUUAGCGGUGCUGCCCUCGAAUUAGUCGACCACCACAUCAUGGUCCAAGCUACCCCCUAAUUCGGUAACUUCGCCCUCUGA